AUAUAACAAAGAAUAAUUCGUAAACCGCGCGCUGACAGCAAAGUUUGUUUACAAUGUAGGUGACUCAUGCGGUUUCCAGCGAGCACCCCGCCUAGGAACAAAGCAGGAAACGGGGCCAAUUUAGCGAUAUUUGGUGUAGCAAGAUUCAUAAGGCGACUCAAUUGCACAGUAGCAGUUCACUUCAUGGCUAACCCGUAUGUUUUCAUUUGCUUAGUCAUCAGCAUGGCAACUGUUGGUGUCAAAGCAGUUGAUGUAAUUGACUUUUUCCCGGAUGUUGGUGAUGACCUGAGUAAAAUUACUUGGGGUCAUGCCAUCAACGACAAAGACUUGUUGCAAAGUAGCAUUGAUAAUGCAACUAUAAUGAUGCUAGAAGCAGAUGUGUCCCCAGGACGUUUGAUAGGCCAGUCUCCAGAUGACCCCCACAUUCCCAUCAUGGCCCACCCACCUUACGAGACCUCAAACCUGUCCUUGGAAAUGUGGAUUGAUGAAGUGAUUAAGGCUAAUGAGUUUUCUGUAACACCACCUGUGAUGCUUGUCACUGUGGGCAGGCAUGGAAAUAUUGUCCUUGGAGCCAGCACUCUUUCAGUCAUGGCUCAUGGAAGGUACAUUCCACACUUGUGUCCUAAUGGAAAGAACAAAGGAGCCAAGCUUGAUUUCAAGAGUUUGAGCAUCGUCAAUUGGCUCCACAAUUACUGUCACAAUGAGCCAAUAGCCACAUUAUCGGUGGGAUGGACGACUCAGUACUCAGAGGAUAAGGUCGAGAUGGUCGAAGAGAUGGUAGCCACACUGGAGAAAAACAACAUAACUCAGCCAAUCACAUUUCCUAUACGCGCUGCUUUUGUAGGAGAGUCGCUAGAGAACCUAGAGUGGCUCCUUGAUUCCAUUCCAGACAGUACCAUUACUAUAUGGAGCUCAGAAAAUGACAAAAUUGAAGUUCUUGAUCUCAUAACCCUGCGUGAUAAUGUAGGUGAAGAUGCUGUUUAUGUUGACCUGCCAGAAGACCAAAUGAAGGAAUUUGAAGAAGCAAAGAAUGGUGGAGAAGGCAAUGGAGCUGUUGGAUUUCAGCUUCUUCCAAGUAAUACAUCUGUGUGGGUAACAACAGGGGUUGCCAUUGCAACAGCAUUAGCUGCUUUGUAUUUGUAUGACUAACAUUUUUUUUUUUUUUUUUUUUUAUAAGGUAGGAAGCUACAAUAUAAAGCAUUUAAUCAUCAUGCAAGACUUUCCAUCACACACUCUCACUCCAUUUUUUCCUUUUCCCUCUUUUCUUUUGUCUAUCUCUCUUCUAGUUUUCUCUCUCCUUGUCCCUCUAUCCUCUCCUCUCUCUCUAUUCUCUUCCUUUUCUGUCUUCCCCUUCUUUUUCUCUCUCUAUUUUUUUUCCUUUCUCUCCCCUUUCUCCUCUCUUUCCUGCCUUCACUUUCUGUCUUGUACAUAUUAUUAUGUUUAAGGUAACUGAAUACUUUGUAUACCUAGGUAAGAUAUAUAGAUAUAUACAUAUAUACACGCAAUGGGUGAAUUUAAUGGGUGAGGAAAUUAUAUUACUGGUUAAUGGUAACUGUAUUGGGUAUUUUCUUCCAUAUUUUUGACAAUGGAAUAAUAAAAUAUAUCACGGA
Penaeus vannamei (Pacific white shrimp) is the source of this 1610-nucleotide messenger RNA. Lineage: Eukaryota; Metazoa; Arthropoda; Malacostraca; Decapoda; Penaeidae. The record is from RefSeq and is a predicted model, not a curated record.